GGCGCUCCCGGGUAGGCGGUGGGCGAUUUCCGGCAAUAAAUCCCGACGGGCCGCCGUCAGGUGCCGGCUGGGGGUUGUUAGUGCGCCAGGUGGGGCCCGGACCGUCGGCGCGCCAGGAGAGCUAUGCCAUUUUUGGGCCAGGACUGGAGAUCUCCUGGAUGGAGCUGGAUUAAAACAGAAGACGGCUGGAAAAGAUGUGAACCCUGGAGUGAGGGACUUGAAGGAGAGAAUAACCGGUGUGGCGCCAGCCACGGCACUAUCUUAAAUAGUGAAGAUGAAGAAAUAUUCAAUAAUGAUGAAGAGCAUGAAUAUGCAUCCAAAAAAAGGAAAAAGGACCAUUUUAGAAAUGACAAAAAUACUCAGUGUUUUUAUCGUGAAAAAUGGAUCUAUGUCCAUAAAGAAAGCACAAGAGAAAGACACGGCUACUGCACUUUGGGAGAAGCUUUUAACCGCUUAGACUUCUUCAGUGCGGUCCAGGACGCCCGGAGGUUCACUUACGUGGCCAGACUGUUGCAGCUGAUCGCAAAGUCCCAGCUGACCUCGCUGAGCGGUGUGGCCCAGAAGAACUACUUCAACGUUCUGGAUAAAAUUGUUCAAAAAGUUCUCGAUGACCACCAAAACCCUCGCCUAAUCAAAGAUCUUCUCCAAGACCUAAGCUCUACCCUUUGCAUUCUAAUUAGAGGAGUGGGGAAGUCCGUUCUGGUGGGAAAUAUCAACAUUUGGGUUUGCCGGUUAGAAACUAUUCUCAACUGGCAACAGCAGCUACAGAAUCUUCAGAUGACUGAGCAGGUGGACAGCGGCCUGACGCUCAGCGACCUUCCCGUGCACAUGCUCAGCAACAUCCUGUACAGGUUCUCGGAUGGGUGGGACAUCGUCACUCUGGGUCAGGUGACCCCGACGCUGUCCGCGCUUAGCGAGGACCGGCGGCUGUGGAAGAAGCUCUGCCAGUACCACUUCGGCGAGAAGCAGUUUUGUAGACACUUGAUCCUUUCAGAAAAAGGUCAUAUCGAAUGGAAGUUGAUGUAUUUUGCACUUCAGAAACAUUACCCCACUAAGGAACAGUACGGAGACACACUGCACUUUUGUCGGCACUGCAGCAUCCUCUUUUGGAAGGACUGCCGCCUUGCUUUAUUACUCGAGGACUCGGGCCACCCCUGCACGGCUGCUGACCCUGACAGCUGCUUCACGCCCGUGUCCCCACAGCACUUCAUCGACCUCUUCAAGUUCUAAGGGCCCCGCCGCGUCGUGGCCUGGGCAGCGUGGUAGGACGCGUCCUCCGUGACUGAGCCGUGACCUGGUGCCCAGGCUGGAGGGCGUGGAGGGACGUGGAAAGCUGCCCUGGCACCUGCGGGCAGGAGCACCUGUUGUUUCCACCUUUGAAGCGGGGUCAGGGAACCCAGGAAAAUCAUUUCUACUUCCUUCUUUAAAAAAUUCUUUUCUUCUAAGCGCAUUAAAAUGUGCAACUUUGCAUGUUUGUGAAUGUGGUUCAAAAAGAGUCUGUAUUUUCAGCACCGCAUUCUGUGCUGAACUGACACUAACAGCCAAGCAUAUGCUUCUUAAUUGUCAAAUGAUAGUUUCCUGAUUUUGUAGUGAUUGGGGGCGGGGAUAGAUCAUUGAUCCUUGUAAGGACAUUGUGCAGAAUAUUUAUUUUUCUUGAGAUGUAUUUUAACUGUAUUGGUCUUGUCCAUAUGAAUCCUUUUGGAUACAGAAGAAACCCAGGGAAGUAUGUGCAUGUCUUCUGGGUGCUCAGCGUUGGGUUGUGAAUUGUGCAGACAUCCGAGACCCACAAAGGCGUGAGUCUGGGGCUGUGAUCCUGGGCUCAUGGCCCGAUGCUGGCAGGCAGGGGCCCUGACCUGGGGGCCAGCCCAGUGUGACCUGCACUGUACUGCUCUGAAUCCCCCUUUGCAGGCUAAGUAAUAAAUCAUGUUUAUCUACUGAUUUUAACUUCAUCAGUUUUGCAUCUUACUGAAGGAAGUAGUAUCAAUGAUUUUGAUAUCAUUUAUUGAAACCUUUCAAAGAUUGUUUUAUUUUAAAAAUAUUGCAUGUACAUUUUAGAAAAUUUUGAAAAUAAAGGUUUAUAAAAGAAUAAAACUUGCAUAUAACCCUGCCACCCAGAGAUAGCUGUGCUUACCAGAAGGAAUGCAGGAAUGGCCCCGGCAGGUGUAGGGGAGACUGAACAGGGUCAAGGACCCAAGCAAAGUCAUUUCUACUUCCUUCUUAGCACAUGGAAAUUUGCUGUCUUGCACAUUUGUAAAUAAAGAGUCUGUAUUUUCACUACAUUCUGUGCUGAACUGACACAGCCAAGACUAUGCUUAAUUGUCAAAUGGUAGUUUCCCUCUGUGUGUAUUGGGUGAAAGCUUUUCAUAAAACUGUAAACAUCAUAUAUACCGUUUUCAUUUUAUAACCAGCCUUUUUUUCAAAAGUGUUUGUGAAAAUAUGGUUUUUACUGGCAACGUGGUACCACACAGCUGGACCAGAUCACUUUGUGAUCAGCAUCACCACAUGUGCACUUUUGUGCAUCUGAUGAUCUCCUUACGAUAAACGAGAAGCAGAACCAGGGAAACAAGGCAGUUGUUUGUAAGGAUGUUUCCAGAGCACUGGCGACGAUGGAAGGUGGCAUCUUUCUCCCCCGAAGAUGGACGUGAAGAGGCUGUGAGGUAGGAUAUGUCUUCUGAAAGCUUAUUGGCGAGUUGUUUCUGUAUUUUUUUAUAUGUAUAAAUUUAUUUAUUUUUGGCUGAGCUGGGUCUUUGUUGCUGUGCGCAGGCUUUCUCUAGUUGAGGCAAGCGGAGGCUACUCUUUGUUGCGGUGCACGUGCUUCUCAUUCUGGUGGCCUCUCGUUGCAGAGCACGGGCUCUAGGCACGCAGGCUUCAGUGUUUGCAGCACGUAGGCUCCGUAGUUGUGGCUCACGGGCUUAGCUGCUCUGCGGAAUGUGGGAUCUUCCCCGACCAGAGCUCGAACCCACGUCCCCUGCGUUGGCAGGCGGGUUCUUAACCACUGUGCCACCAGGGAAGCCCUGUAUUUUGUUUUGCUUUGGCAAAUUACCUAAUUGUGUUCUUUGCCUGUUUUACUUUUGGGGUGUUGGUCUUUUCUGUAUUAGUUUCUUCUUAGGAGGACAUUAACCUCUUGAAGUGAGUUCUUUUCCCCAGAGAACAUUAAAAGUCUUGGGAGAAGAGUCCAGCUGUUCCCCCCUAUUAAUUAGCCCAUUUCCACAGGCAGCAGAUGUGCUUGGACCCAAAACUGCACACAGGCAUUGGCAAAACCUGUAGGUGUGCCUGAGGCCCGCAGCGCUGGGAGGGGGCACGUACAGACACGUACAGAGUUCCAGGCACACAGUUCCUGGGCCCUGAUCCCUCAUUUACGGAAGAUCAGGUGACGUGAACAGGAAGAGAGGGAUCGUCCUGAGCUGCAGGUUCGUGUGGCAUUUCUGAGUGUGGUUCCGUCAGGGGGCUCACCGGACUCAGGCUGCACAGCGUCACUCCCCGCGAUGUGUCAUCUGCACGCCCUCGACCCUCUCAGGACGGCCAGGAGUGGGCCCAGAGCCGCCCCUGCGGGAACUGCCACCCCCAGGAAGUGGCGUCUGGAAGUCUGUGGUGUCUUCCUUUGCCUUGAGGUACAGUUUCUCACCCGGGUUGUGACUCAUGGGCCAGGAGGAGCCACAGUAGGUUCUGCAGCAGGUCCAGGUGCUAGUCUGGGAGUUUCAUGGCAUCUGUUGUGCAUUUGCUCAGGGCUGUCCGUGGAGAACCAUGUCUCCUUUAGGGACGGUACUGAAGGAUUUGAUGUUAUUUCUGCUGUAAAUGCUGCUUUUAGAAUCAUACGGAUUCUAACAAACAUACAGAAUCAAACAAAAUGCCCACGUAAGGUGUUUGUAUACUGAUUUUGUAUCCUGUAACUUUGCUGAAAUCACUAAUUAAACCUAGCGGUAUUUUUUGUAUAUUCCUUAGGACGUGGAUAUACAUCGUGUCCUCUGCAAAUAGAGGCGGCUUUUCACCUUUCCUUCUUUCUUCCCUCCCUCCCUCCCUCCUUCCCUCUCUCCUCUCCUUCCCAGCUUUCCGGCCAGGCCCCCAUGCACGUGGACGGCAGUGCACACACAUCCUAGCGUGUUCCUGGGAGGCUCUCAGCCCUUCGCCUGUGGGUGUGGUGCAUGCUGGGCAUCUCUGUGGACGCCUGUAUCAGGGUGAGGUGCUCCCUUCCAGCCUCGCUUUGUUGACGUGUUUUGUUUUGUUUUGUUUUAAUCAUGAAAGGGUGUUAGAUUUUGUCAAGUGCUCUUUCUACGUCUACAGAGGUGGUCGUGUGUUGACUUUUGUAUGUUGAACCAACCGUGCAUUUUCAGGCCCACGUCCCACGUGGUUUCCAUACACGGUUGGUGAGUUUAGUUUGCUGGUUUUACUGAGCAUUUUCACAAGAGAGAUUAGCUGUGCUUUUCUGGUGAGUCUUUGUCUGGUUUUGGUAUCUGGGUGAAAAUAGCCUCCUAGAAGGGGCUUGCCUUGGGAGAGUUCCCUCCCAUUUUCUGGGAAGGGUUUGUGAAGAAUUGGCAUGAGUCCUCCUUUAGGAAUUAGGAUAAUUCCUUGGAAACUUAAGUUACUGAGGAGAAGCGUCUGUUUUCAGUUUAGUGACAUCCUCCCUUUUGGAAAAUCCUUUGCCUUUAACGGGAUAGGGUCGUUUUGUCUUAGCUGAGACGUAUCUUGGUUAGAGCUCAUUUUCUUCAUCAUGGGGCCUAACCUAGCAAUAAACGGGCUGUAAACUUCAUCUGCCUCCAUAGUUACAGAAGGAAGUGUGCUGAAAACCGUAGAUGAAAAGGCAGAAGCUGUCUUGGCUUAUGACAUUUCUUUCUUUCUUUAACGGUGUGAGAAAAUGCAUAUGCUUCACUCCUCUCCCUUUCCUGUAUUCCCCACCAAACGCAGCAUCACCCCCACCCGGUGAGAUGCCCAAGGAUCUGCAAAACUGGGAGGGAAAACCCUGAGGGACCCAGUGAUUUCCUGCUGCCGACACCUGCUCGGCUGAAAGGCCCGACAGCCACUUGCUUCUCAGCUCGCACUCCCCUGCUCCUAUCUGGGUGUGGUCGCGUCUUCUGACCUCACUCCAGACGAGCUCUGCUUUUUGCCCCUUUUUGCAGAGGGAGCAGACCCUCACUUUUGGAGAACAGUGUCCCCUGGGCGCCCCCCAGAACCCCAGCAGGGACGUGCCACGUGCACCUUCCCGACCCGUUAUGGCUGGUGUGGCUGCUCCUUCCCACCGCACAGGUGUGACUGCAGUGCCCCCUCGCCGGCACCGUCUGGGUGUCAUCGGCACACGCGCCUCUCGGGCGUAUUCCUGGGGGGCCUGCCGCCCUCCCCGCCCCCAGCACCGACUCAGGCCCACAUGGAGAACAGAGGUGCUCAGAGCACAGCCACCUGAGGACGCGAGAGGGCUUUUCACGUGCCUCUCACUCAGGAUGGCGAGAUUCUCCACACACAGUGUUCUUCCGUGUCAGACAGGAGAGACACCUCAGCUGCGUUGUUUUUAUUAUUUGGAUAAAAUUUUCACUUUUCUUUGAUAGUCAUUUGAGAAAUUUGCACAGACCAAUGCAAGUAGCUUUUUACUAUUUAAUCUACAUAGAAAAUUCAAAUGUCAUUAAAAUUUUUUAAUUGCAGUAACAUACACAUAAAAUUUGCCAUCUUAACCAUUUUUCAGUGUACAGUCCAGUGGCAUUAGGUACAUUCACACUGUUGUGCAAACACCACCACAAUCAUCUGCAGAACACUUUUUUAUCUCUGCAAACAGAAAUGGUCCCCAUUAAACACUAAUUCCCCUUCCCCAUCCUCCAGCCCCUGGCCCCCACCACCUACCUUGUCUCUGUGGAUCUGACUACUGUAGACACACCAUGUAACUGGAAUCAUAAAGUAGUUGUCUUUUCAUCCGUGUUGUAGCAUCACUCAGGAUUUCCUUCACUUGUGAGCUGAAUAGUGUUCCAUUGUGUGGUUGGACCACAUUCUGUUUCUCCGUCUGUUGAUGGGCACUUGGGUUGCUUCCACCUUUGGGCUGCUGUGAACAUGGUGUACAAAUCUCUCUUCUAGGUAAAGGUUUCGUUUCCUUUUGGAUAUAUACCCAGAGGUGGAAUUGCUGGAUCACGUGGUAAUUAUAUAGUUAAUAUUUUGAGGAACCACCAUACUAUUUUCCAUGGUGGGAGUGUAAAACGGUGCAGCCUCUAACAGUGCCCAAGGGCUCCAAUAUCUCUACAUCCUCACCAACACUUGUUAUCUUGUGGGGUUGGGCUUUUUUUGUUUGUUUUUUAUAGUAGUUGUCCACAUGGUUGGGAGGUGAUAUCUCAUUAUGGCUUUGAUUUUCAUUUCCCUGAUGAGAAGUGAUGUUGAGCAUCUUCUCCUGUGCUUGUUGGCCAUUUAUAUGUCUUACUUGGGGAAAUGUCUGUUCAGGUCCUUUGCCCUCUUUUUAAUUGAGCUGUAUGUGGCUUUGUUGUUGAAUAUAGAAAGAACUACUACAACUCUGGACACUAAGUCCUUAUCAGCUAGACGACUUGAAAAUGUUCUCUCCGAUUCCCUAGGUUGCCUUUUCACUCUGUUGAUUGUGUUAAUUUUGAUGUCCAAUUUCUCUAUUCUUUUUUUUGGUGCCUGCACAUUUUGUGUCAUAUCCAGGAUUUUCAUUGCCAAAUCCAAUGUCAUGAAGCUUUCUCCCUAUGUUUUCUUCUAAGAGUUUUAUAGUUUUAAUUUUUGCGCGUGGCAUAAUAAGGUAAGGAUCCAGCUUCAUUCGUCUGCAUGUGGAUAUGUGGUUUUCCCAGCAACAUGUGUUGACUGUCCUUUCCCUAAUGAACGGUUUUGGCACCCUUGUUGAAAAUCAUUUGACCAAAUAUGCCAUUAUGACUUGGGUGGGGAUUGAAAAUCAUUUGACCAAAUAUGCCAUUAUGACUUGGGUGGGGAUUGUACUGACUCUAUAGAUUGCUUUGGGUGGAAGUUUUCCAAUCCAUGAACAUGGGAUGUCUUCCAUUUAUUUGUGUCUUUUUCUUUCAGCCUUUUUCACUGAGUUCAUUCCUAAGUGUUUUAUUCUUUUUGUUGCCAUUAAAAAUGGAAUUUUAUUAAUUUCCUCUUUGGAUUUUUCAUUGUUAUUGUAUAGACCUGCAACUGAUGUUUGUAUGUUGAUUUUUUGUUGUCUGUAGAAUCUGCUACAUGUAAGAUCAUGCCACCUGCAAACAGAAAAUUUUAAUACUUCCUUUCCAAUUUGGAUGCUUUAUUUCUUUUUCUUGCCCAGAUGGCUCUGUCUGGUGCAGACUUCCAAUCUGUGUGGAACAGAAGUAGUGAGAGUGGGCAUUUUGUCUUGUUCCUGAUCUUAAGAGGAAAAGCUUUCAGUCUUUCAGCAUUGAGAGGAUGUCAGCUGGGACUUUUUAUAUGGCUGUAUAAUGUUGGGGCAGUCUCCUUCUAUUCAGAAUUAGUUGAGUAUUUCCAUCGUGAAAGGGUGUUGAAUUUUGUCAACUGCUUUUUCUGCAUCAAUUGAAAUGAUCAUGUUUUUCCUUUGUUCUGUGUAUAAUAGCGUGUAUUAAAUUGAUUGAUCUAAUGGUGGAUAUUGUCUCUUCUUGAAAGUGGGGUAUUGGGGUCUCCUACUAUAAUAUAGAGCUGGCUCUUUCCUCAGUGUUUGCUUCAUAUGUUUAGAAGCUCUAAUGUUCACGUAUGUUUAUGAUUAUUACAUCUUCUUGGUAAAUUCUCAACUUUUUAAUUUAAACAACAUGAAGAUGAUGAAAUUACAGGAUUAUGGGAUUUACUUUAACAUAAUUCUCUUGGUUGAGGCUAGGGGGUGACUAAAGAUAAAACAAGAUUGGCCAGGAGCUGAAAACCGUAGAGGGGCAGGAUGUGUAGAUGAAGGAGCUUUCGCCAGGGUUCAGCAGAUUUUCUGUGAGGAGGCAGGUGUUAAAUAUUUUUGGCUUUUCAGGGCCCACAUUCUCUCUUGCAGCCAUAGACAAUCUAUACGUAACUCAGACUUGGACUGCGUGGGGGACAUUGAUAGCGAGUGUUCCAAUUAAACUCUGUGGGAUUUCAUGUGUCACAGUAUAUUGUUCUUUUAAGUUGUUCUACCAUUUGAAAAUAUAAACAUUCUUAACUUGUACGCCAUAUAAGUAAGUACAGGGGGAUGGCCACAUUUGUCCACCAGGCUGUAGUGUGCCAACCCAUGAUUUAUAUAAUUUUGUUUCUUCUUUUGGAUAUGUUUGAUAUUUUCCAUUUAAAAACUGAGAUGUUACUUUUUCAACAUUUG
Molecule: messenger RNA, 8236 nt
Organism: Mesoplodon densirostris (Blainville's beaked whale)
Lineage: Eukaryota; Metazoa; Chordata; Mammalia; Artiodactyla; Ziphiidae
Gene: FBXO25
Product: F-box protein 25
Exons: 11
Coding region: 124-1230 (368 amino acids)
Biological process (GO): protein ubiquitination
Cellular component (GO): SCF ubiquitin ligase complex; nucleus; cytoplasm
Molecular function (GO): protein binding
Source: RefSeq, a predicted model, not a curated record